Messenger RNA from Ochotona princeps (American pika), 1359 nucleotides. Its product is annotated as protein FAM170A-like. The transcript has 5 exons. Gene Ontology annotation, biological process: fertilization. Bases 39 to 1271 code for a protein of 410 amino acids. Gene Ontology annotation, cellular component: nucleus. NCBI's taxonomy places the organism in Eukaryota, Metazoa, Chordata, Mammalia, Lagomorpha, Ochotonidae. The record is from RefSeq and is a predicted model, not a curated record.
GGAAAGAUGCCUGAUUUGACCUCUCCAAGGAGCUGACCAUGAAGCAGAAACGAAAGAUGCAACAUCUGGAAAACACAUACUCUACCCAAACUGAAAAGACAUCGAGAGCAAUCUCUUCCGUAUACACAGGUGCUUCACAGUCUUUGGAGGAGAAGAUCCAGUUACAUGAAGGAAAAGAGACAUCCUCUGAAUCAGAAUACUACACCUGCCAAUCCACUUUGCGUAAACUCCCUUCCACUGAACCCUGGAAAUCUCAAGUAACCUUUCCUGAGACAAGCACAGCAGUCCCAGCCUGCAGUCAAGCAGAGAGAGACAGCUUCUCCAGCUCGGAAUACUUCUCCUGUGUCUCCUCUCCAAGCAAGAACCUUCUGGCUGAUGAAGAUGGAAUUCAGAGAUUCAAACAAAAAUAUUGCAUUUGCUCUUCAGAGCUGCCCCUGCAGAUGUUCACCCCAUAUCAGCGGAACUGUUUUCAUUACCACUUAGCCAAUGAGCCCUGCACACCGGAAAUACAUAGGAGAAAGGAAAGGGAAAUGAAAGUUUACUAUAUGCAUGUUCCGAGUAAAAGAGAGAUGGCUGGCUUAAACAAUGCAUCACAACCACUGGUCCCUCCGCCAAGGCAGCAGCAAGUACAAGAAAUGGUGUUUCCCGGGAAGAUCCCCAUCGAGACCAACCUCCCCAUCAUGUCUGCUUGGGAACUGCUAACAGAGAGCGAGUGCUGCUGGGAUGUGGAAGAACACAAGGAGAAGGUGGGGGUGCGGGAGCAGAGCAUGGCAAGGCAUCCCCCUCUGGAGGAGAGCCCCACGGCCAGGCCGCCCAAGUGGCUGCUGAGCCCUGAGAGUGGCUACAAGUGCUUGGGCUGCUGCCGUGUCUUCCCCAGCAAAGACGCCCUGCAGUGGCACGUGCAGCAUGGGGUGGAGGAGGGCUUCAGCUGCCGCGCCUUCCACCUUGCCUUUGCCUGGCUGAAGAGCAAGAGCAUGAAGGAGAAGAAGAAUUGGGGAAACAAGAAAGUCAGAAAAAUCACAUGUGGAAGCAAAAUAGCAAAAGAGUCUUGGCAUAAGUGGAUUAGACAUUUAUGGAGCCAAAUACAUCAGCUGUUUCCCUACAUAAAAGGUAACUUCGACGUCAAAAGCAAGCACCUUAGAGCAACAUGCGGAGCUACAAUGGGAAUUCAGAGACUUGAGGGGCCUGUGGGAGCACAGCCGAGACAGUGGCUCUGGGAACAACGGAGACCAGCGCUGGGAGGCCUGGGCACACCACGGGAAGCAGUGUAACCCACCCAUCAAUGCACCCCCACCCACCUCACCUCGCUGCUUGCUGUCAACGCUCUACCAAACUCUAGCAUUAAGGGUUGUAAGCAUC